Bathycoccus prasinos is the source of this 1059-nucleotide messenger RNA. Its product is annotated as ABC transporter-like protein. The record is from RefSeq and is a predicted model, not a curated record. Gene Ontology annotation, biological process: transmembrane transport. The transcript has a single exon. The coding region runs from base 1 to 1059 and encodes 352 amino acids. Lineage: Eukaryota; Viridiplantae; Chlorophyta; Mamiellophyceae; Mamiellales; Bathycoccaceae. Gene Ontology annotation, molecular function: ATP hydrolysis activity; ATP binding. Gene Ontology annotation, cellular component: membrane; chloroplast envelope.
AUGAAGGUUUCGACAUCGCUCAGUAACGAUCAUCUUUUCUUUACUUCGGGGUUUGUGAUGAGAAGCAAUAAUACUAGCAUUCAUUUUGACCGAAGAAGCGAGACUCAUGGAAAAGGAUUUUGGGGAACGAGGACACCCCUAAGAGCAAAAAAAACGGUAUCGAACGAAGAAGAAGACGACAGCAUCUACGGCGUGGACGUGGAAGAUUUGGUCGUCAAAUACGCAAAUAAUACUUCCUCGUUUGAGGAUGCAGAGAAUAAUGCCGCGUUGCGAGGGGUCACGCUUAAAAUCCCUCGCGGUGCGUUGUUCAUGAUUCUUGGACCGAACGGGUCUGGCAAGAGCACUUUAUUGAGAACGUUGGCCGGAUUGACGAAUACGGAAGAAAUUAAGAGCGGGUAUGCGCGAGUGAACGAACCGAGAGCGUUUGUGUUUCAAAAUCCAGAUCAUCAAGUUAUUAUGCCCACGGUCGCGCACGAUGUCGCGUUUGGUUUAAGACGGAAACAAAAUAAGAGAGGAGGAACGUCGUCGUCGCCUCGGUUAUCGAACGAAGAGAUUGAAAAGAAAGUGAGAGAGACGUUGAAGAUGGUGAACAUGUUGAAGGUUGAUUUAGACAACGAAGAGGACGAUGAAAAUGAAGACGUCGAUGAUAGCAAUGAAAGGUACGAGAACGCGUUGAAUAGACAAGUUUCCACCUUAUCCGGAGGACAAAAACAAAGAGUCGCCAUCGCCGGCGCGUUGGUCGAGGACCCAAAGACGUUGUUGUUAGAUGAGUUGACGACUUUUUUGGACGAAGCUGAUCAACGAAGCGUAUUGAAAGCAGUCAAGAACGUUUUGAAAACGAGCAAUGAAAAAGGAAAGGAUGCAAAGGAUAAAGUGACCGCGGUGUGGGUGACGCACAGAUUGGAGGAGUUGAAAGAGGCGGAUUUGGCGGCGUACAUCGAGAACGGGCAGGUUGUCGCGUUCGGAGGGCCGGAUGUUAUUCAAAAGUGCAUCGCGGAGAAGCAAGCGAACCGAAGACGAGAAGAGGCUAGAAUACGGCGUGGUAAUAUUAGCAGUUAG